CAAAAAACAGACAUUUCAUUGAUAAUUUUCUUCACAAAUUCCUUAACUCCCUGCUUCGUUAGAAUAAAUAGUUGUUGAAUUAAAACGAAAAAAAAAACAAUAAAGUGUGUUUUUAAAAGGGGGAUGAGGAAAAAGAAACUCUGCUGUUCAGUUUUAUUAUACACACACGCAUUAUUUUAAAAGUGAAAGAAAAGAAAAUUUGCAAGCAAUUUGUUUUUUGUUAAACAAAGAAAAUUUUUAAUUAAAAUUCCAUUAGUUAGUGUAAACAAAUUUAACAAAGUGUCGCAUAGUGAGAAAAUUAAACCGAAACAACGUUUUAAGGUUUAUGAUACGUUCAUGCUAAGGGCGAUUUUAGGGUCGGAUUCGACCGAUUCUCAGGAGGAAGCAGCUGCUGCCGCCGGUGGCGGAGGAGCAGUAGGAACAGCUAGUAGCAGUGCAGGUGUAAUAGGUAGUGGCAAAACUUCGAAUAGUCCAGCUGCUAGCUCGCAGGGCAGUGGUAGUGUUAAAGGCAGCGGUAUUGGCUCGGGCAGAUUGUCUAGUUCGUUUUGUCGUGGUGGAUGCAGCCGCUCGAUAUCUUCCAGUGCAGUUCUUAACAAUUACGAUUACGGCACUCCGGCCACAGUAGCUCCCUCAACUUCCAUACAUUCGGCCAGCGGCUGUAUAGCAUGCGAAGCUGAUAAACACUAUCAGCAGCAGCAACAACAACAUCAUCACUCAGAAACAGUAGAGCGUAAAAGUCGCCGCAGUUUUGCCACACGCAGUAGUUGCAGCAAAAUGUCACAUUCCAGUUCUAGUUCUAUGCGUGGCAGCUCACGCAGUUGCUUAUCGAAUAAUUCAAAAUCCGUUUCGCCCGGUAGCUACAGUUGUAAUGCCUUAAAUGUAGACUUUAGCACCUACACGGCCACCCAUCAAUGGACAAAAAUGUUGGAGUGUGCUGAAUUUGUGGGAGCCAAACGUUCCAAACACACAGUGGUGGCCUAUAAAGAUGCCAUGUAUGUCUUUGGCGGUGACAAUGGCAAGACUAUGCUUAACGAUUUAAUACGUUUUGGUGUUAAAGAUAAAUCCUGGGGCCGAGCCUGUGCUACGGGUACACCUCCUGCUCCUAGAUACCAUCACUCUGCGGUGGUAUUUGGUAAUUCUAUGUUUAUAUUUGGUGGCUAUACGGGUGACAUACACAGCAAUUCGAAUCUCACGAAUAAAAAUGAUCUAUUUGAAUAUGAAUUUCAAAGAGCCAUGUGGGUGGAGUGGAAAUUUUCGGGAAAAAUGCCUGUGGCUCGUUCUGCUCAUGGUGCUGCAGUUUAUGAUAAUAAAAUGUGGAUCUAUGCGGGUUAUGAUGGUAAUGCCCGUCUUAAUGAUAUGUGGACAUUGAAUUUAACAGGUGAAAACCAUCAAUGGGAGGAAAUCGAACAGAAGGGCGAAAGACCGCCAACUUGCUGCAAUUUUCCAGUGGCUGUGGCACGCGACUGUAUGUAUGUGUUCUCAGGACAAAGUGGUAUGCAAAUAACGAAUUCUUUAUUUGAGUUUAAUUUCAAAACUAAAACCUGGCGUCGUAUUGGCAACGAACAUGUUUUAAGAGGUGUAGCCUCUCAACCACCCUCUAGACGCUAUGGUCACACUAUGGUCCAUCAUGAUCGUUUCUUAUAUGUUUUUGGUGGUUCAGCUGAUUCUACUUUACCCAAUGAUUUACAUUGCUAUGAUCUAGAUUCACAGGUGUGGUCGAUUAUACAACCUGAACCGAAUUCAGAUGUACCCUCGGGUAGGGUGUUUCAUGCUAGUGCGGUAAUAAGUGAUGCUAUGUAUAUUUUUGGUGGCACUGUGGACAAUAGUGUUCGACGAGGUGAUACCUAUCGCUUUCAAUUCUCUAGCUAUCCCAAAUGUACUCUACGUGAAGAUUAUGGCAAAUUUUUCAAUGAAAAACAAUUUUGCGAUAUACAAUUUAUAGUGGGUCCCGAAGAAACGAAAAUAAUGGCUCAUAUAGCUUUUGUAGCGGCACGUUCACAAUAUUUAAGAACUAAAAUUUUAGCGGCUAGAGAUGCAAGACUACAGCAAAUGGAAAAGGUAUUUGGUUCGGGUUGCAUAGAAGUGCGCACUUGUACGCAGGGUCCUAAUCAAGAACCUCUAUUGGAAGUACGUUUACCCAAUGCCAAUCCCGAAGCUUUUGAGAUUAUACUCAACUAUAUCUAUACAGAUCGUAUUGAUCUAAAGGAAUCGUAUAAUAAGAAUAUUAUUAUUCUUAUUACGGAUAUUUAUCAAUUGGCGGGUUUAUUUUUAAUGCCACGUCUGGCUCAUGGUUGUAUACAGUAUUUGGAUUUUAAAAUUAAUAAACAAAAUGUUUUGGAGGCGUUAUACAAUGCGGAUAAGAAGAAGAUACAAAUUGUCAAGGAUCAUUGUAUGCAUUUCCUAAUCAAAGAGGAAAACUUUAGCGAUGUUGUUAUGUCCAAUGAAUUUAGUGAUUUAGAUAAACCUUUAUUGGUGGAAAUUAUACGCAAAAAACUAAAUCCUAGCAAAAUAGUAGCUGAUCCUAAUAUGGAUAAGAAUGUGGGCACCACUUUGGAAAGUGAUAUGGCAGUGUUUUUGGAAUCUACCGGCAAAGAUUUUUGCGAUAUAAACUUAGUUUUAGAUGGUCAAGUUAUCAUGGCUCAUAAGUCUAUAUUAUCGGCGCGAACACAAUAUUUCCAGGCCAUGUUUCGUUCAUUUAUGCCACCGGAUAAUACGGUUAAUAUUUCCAUUGGUGACAUACUACCCUCCGUCGAAGCCUUUCAGUCCCUACUGCGUUACAUCUAUUAUGGCGAAACGAAAUUACCGCCCCAAGAUGCUCUCUACCUAUUUCAGGCUCCUCACUUCUACGGCCUCUCCAACAAUCGUUUACAUUCGUUUUGCAAAUAUUCACUCGAACAUAAUAUAACUUAUGAAAAUGUUUUACAAACCCUAGAGGCUUCAGAUUAUACGAAAAUUUUCGAUAUUAAAGAACAUGCCUUAAAUUUAAUAGUUAAGGAUUUUGCACGUGUGGCACGUUUGCCAAAAAUAUCCGGUCUAUCACGUGAGCUAUUAUUGGAGAUUAUACGAGCUGUUGCCGAUUCACAUGGUGAAUUUUUAACACGUAUUAGUAUUAAUACAGAUAUCUGAAAAUUGGUGUUAUUACAGCCUGCUUUACAAUUUCUAUUGGCCUGGCUGCAAAAGGGCAGCACCAGCAGCAGCAAUUGCAACAACAGCAGCAACAACAACAAUGCUGCCUGACACCUUAAAGUAAUUGUGUUUUUCUUAUGUUUUUCCAAAAUUUUUUCUUC
Molecule: messenger RNA, 3287 nt
Organism: Lucilia cuprina (Australian sheep blowfly)
Lineage: Eukaryota; Metazoa; Arthropoda; Insecta; Diptera; Calliphoridae
Gene: Lztr1
Product: leucine-zipper-like transcriptional regulator 1 homolog
Exons: 8
Coding region: 337-3126 (929 amino acids)
Cellular component (GO): Golgi apparatus
Molecular function (GO): protein binding
Source: RefSeq, a predicted model, not a curated record